GAAGGAUUUGAGUCUGCAGCCAGAGAGAAAGGGAUUAGGGCGAGAGCGCUGGAAGUUAAAUUGUGCUGCAUAUAAAAAAUGGGCGGAUUGGUCUCUAGAUGAGAGCUUGGUACCACCUUCCUUUCUAAAAUAAAAUCUCUCUGGCAUGAAGUCACAGCCUAUUUCACAUCCGGUUUACCCUGGGACGUAUUACUACUGUCUUGGUAAAGAGAAAGCUUUUGUUAUAUAGCGGCGGUCGGAAUACCGGGAGGAGAAAUUCGGGUGCUGAGCCCGGAGGAGCGGAGCGGCGGCGGCGGCGAUGGUCGAGGCGGAGUGAGCGGCGGAGCCGGAGCCGCGCAGCCUCCGCGCCGGCGGGCGGGCACCGGCAGGGCAGCGCCGGGCAGCGGCGCCGCGGACCCGCGCCCGGGGCUCCGUUCCAGAGUCCACCAUGAAGAGAUUCCUGGUGCUUUGUGACUGCUUCUGGGCCUGGGGCCUCCUCCUGAAUGCACUGACUGAAAGAAGCUAUGGACAAACCUCAUCACAGGAUGAACUCAAAGACAACACCACCGUGUUCACCAGAAUAUUGGAUCGUCUUCUGGAUGGUUAUGACAAUCGUUUGAGACCAGGACUGGGAGAGCGUGUAACUGAAGUGAAGACUGACAUCUUCGUCACCAGUUUUGGGCCUGUUUCAGACCAUGACAUGGAAUACACUAUAGAUGUAUUUUUCCGACAAAGCUGGAAAGAUGAGAGAUUAAAAUUCAAAGGACCUAUGACCGUUCUCCGGUUAAAUAAUUUAAUGGCCAGCAAAAUUUGGACGCCUGAUACCUUUUUCCACAAUGGAAAGAAGUCAGUGGCUCAUAACAUGACAAUGCCAAAUAAACUAUUACGAAUUACAGAGGAUGGGACGUUGCUAUACACAAUGAGAUUGACUGUGAGAGCAGAAUGUCCAAUGCAUUUAGAAGACUUUCCUAUGGAUGCACAUGCUUGCCCCUUGAAAUUUGGAAGCUAUGCUUACACCAGAGCAGAGGUUGUGUAUGAGUGGACACGGGAACCAGCAAGGUCAGUGGUUGUGGCUGAAGAUGGCUCCCGACUGAACCAGUACGAUCUGCUCGGACAAACUGUGGACUCUGGAAUUGUGCAGUCCAGCACAGGGGAAUAUGUUGUUAUGACUACACAUUUCCAUUUGAAGAGGAAGAUCGGUUACUUUGUCAUCCAGACUUACCUGCCAUGCAUCAUGACAGUGAUACUGUCACAGGUGUCCUUCUGGCUUAACAGAGAGUCUGUUCCAGCAAGAACUGUGUUUGGAGUGACAACGGUGCUGACCAUGACUACCCUGAGCAUCAGCGCGAGGAACUCUCUGCCCAAGGUGGCCUACGCCACGGCCAUGGACUGGUUCAUCGCCGUGUGCUACGCCUUCGUCUUCUCCGCGCUCAUCGAGUUCGCCACGGUCAACUACUUCACCAAGAGAGGGUACGCCUGGGAUGGCAAGAGCGUCGUUCCUGAAAAGCCAAAGAAAGUGAAGGAUCCUCUCAUCAAGAAAAACAACACAUACACAGCUGCAGCUACGAGCUACACUCCCAAUAUUGCAAGGGACCCUGGGCUGGCAACCAUUGCUAAAAGUGCAACAAUUGAGCCCAAAGAAGUCAAGCCAGAAACAAAACCUGCAGAACCCAAGAAAACUUUUAACAGCGUCAGUAAAAUUGAUCGGCUAUCAAGGAUAGCCUUCCCACUGCUUUUUGGAAUCUUUAACUUAGUCUAUUGGGCUACCUACCUAAACAGGGAGCCCCAGCUAAAAGUUCAAACUCCACAUCAAUAACCUCAUUUAUUCGUUUAGUUCUGUUUCAUUUUUUUGCUCUGGGAAUUGCUUCCCUUUUUCCAUACAGUAAUUCCCAUUUGCUUCAUUGCCUCUGUCUUAAAGAAAAUAAAGGUUUCUUUAGUUAGCAAAAGGUAAAAUAUAUCUGUAUAUUUAAAAAAAAGCUGUGUGUGAGCGAGAGAACACUAUAAACUAUAUACUUUGGAAAAGUGAUUUUGGAAAUAGAAAAGAGUUGUAGAGUAAUGGGAGGGUGGGGGAAAAAACAAAACAAAACAAAACAAAACAAAACAAAAAACCCCAAACAUUUGUAGCAAGCUUAGCACUGAAUAUCCCCAAAAGUUAGUGUAUAUGUACAUGAAAAAGAUAUUUUUAUUCAGAAGAUUGUUAGGGAGGGGGGAAAUAUUCUUUAUGACAUUCCUGAUGCACAUCCUAGACUGUAUCAUUUAUUCAGCCACUGUUUAAUAUUUUCAAGGAUGUAAAGCUAUCCAUUUGCUGAAUCCCACAAGAUAUGUUAUUUUCCUAAUCCCUUUUCUCUUCUGUGUUCUGAACUACCUGACUUAUAAUAUUAAAUAGUCUUUAUUGAGAAAGGAAAUCUACUCACUCUAGGUACAGUUUGUCACUGUAUAGCACAUAAGUUCUAAGGGUAACAAAUGCUUUAAUCUGCUCUCUUACUGCAAGCUUGUUCUAAGCAUUAAGUUGUCACUAGACUAGAUUUAAAACCAGUUGCACAACCAAGUGCAGAUCCCAAAUUUCUACUAUCACCUGUGUAAUUCAAACAAUUCCUGGAUGCUUUAAAAAUAGCUUUUACUUAUCACUAUGUUUUAGAGAGUUAAACAAAACAAACAAACAAACAAAAUUUUUGCAAGCUCUAGAUAUGUUGAAUGUAUUCUUUUAUAAAAUGAUAUAUUAGAAGAAGCUUUAGACUGAGAUUUAUGAAUAGCAGAAAGAUAAAAUAUAGUAUUUAAAUAAUAUCUGUAAAUAUGCAGCAUGAGAUUGUACAUUUUUUUACUUUUUUAAAGUUGUGUUCUUAAAACAUUGUGUAGAAUUCACCUCUUAGCUCUUAAUAUGUUGUUAAAUGCUCAAUAAAACAUAUUUAGAGCCUGAAUUAAAGGAAAAUAAAAUCAGUGGUACUGGAAAGCUUACAAAAAUAAAUAAGCAGAAAGUGCUUGGAAUUUAUUCCAUUUGUAAAGUGGUUAAGUGUACAGCAGCUUGCAAUUUGACAAUGUCAUCCAAUGUAUACUAUUAGAUUAAUGACUGGUCUGCUCAGGUCAUGCAUAAACACUAAAGUAUGGGAUUAUAUUUGGUAGGUAAAAAUGGUGAAAUAUUUGUUAAGACAGAAGUUCAUCUGUAUAUUACUGCUAUAUUUGCUGAAACAUAACUGUUACAAUAAGCGAUGUAAUAUAUGUAGCAUUAAAUACAAAGAAAUCAUACAUAAAAGAAUGUACAGGAAAAUAGAUUUUAUUGAGUAAACUUACUACAUUUCAUUUUUACUGUAGCAAUAUAUUUGUAGGAAAAAUAUGUAAGGGCUUUAAAUACAAGAUGUCCAUUUUGCAGGUAUUGUGCUCCCUUUAAAAAAAUUCUAGUCAGUAUCAUUACUGCUAACUCUUAGAAAUAAACUUUCAGAUAAAGUUUUUUCAAAGAGAUUGGAAGAAUUGUGGAUAUUUGCAAGAAGCAAUUAAAAAAUAUAUAAUUACUACUAUUGAAUGGAUUUUGAAACAGUGCUACAUGAGCCUCCAGAGAAACAGUUACUGAGAGUCAAGUUUAAUAGGCAGUGAUUUCUAAACUCUUAAUAAAUCAAAAAAGUUGACAGUCUCCAUCUACAAAAGGAAAUAUUUAAUGUUUGAUUUAGAGUUUGGUUUUUGGUUGUUUUUUUUUUUUUUAAUAAUGCUUCAUUGUCUAACGUUUAGUCCUGUCUGAACUUGAUAAGUUAUCUGAUUGGAUUUUAUUUAAAAGGGGAUGUUUCAUCUCUGGUAUCAUGUGUAGAUAUAUGUAUAGAAAAAAAUAAACUAUGGCUCUUUAACUUCUGUGUACUUGUUUAUCUUGUUAUUUUUGGCGUUACACUAGUGUGUUCAUUUAGGGCAUUUUAUCUUUCUAGCAAUUCAUAGCUACCUUUUGGUCUGCAUUUUGCACAUUAGAUGUUGAAUAUUACUUAACUAGUCUGCUUUUUGCUAUGCAAUGAUUGCAUUAUAUCACCUCUUAGUUAGUCUAUGCCAAUAGUAUUAUACUGUAUAAACUUGACUGCACAGUUUAUCAAAGACAAGGUAUUCUCUAUGUAGCUUUUUUACAACGCUUUGCUAAACCAUGUAAUAAUAGUAAGUCUUCCUUGAAAAUAAUGAUACACUCUUAUAGAGGACAGUUUCUGUUUACUCCUGAGAUAUUUUAAAAAGAUGACAUUGAAUGUUUAUUGCACCUCAGUGCAGUGAUGUGGCAAUAAAACCUAAAUCUAAUAGAGGUUGUUUAUGGCAGAAGCAUGUAUUGCUUUACAGAGUUUAGCAAAAGCUCUUUAUUUUAUGUCAGACUGUAAUUCUAUUAUAAUAAUAAAGUAAAAAUGUUCAAUAAUGCAA
Messenger RNA from Hirundo rustica (Barn swallow), 4356 nucleotides. RefSeq names its product gamma-aminobutyric acid type A receptor subunit alpha1 (gene GABRA1). Gene Ontology annotation, molecular function: GABA-gated chloride ion channel activity; inhibitory extracellular ligand-gated monoatomic ion channel activity; benzodiazepine receptor activity. The transcript is spliced from 10 exons. The record is from RefSeq and is a predicted model, not a curated record. Gene Ontology annotation, biological process: nervous system process; synaptic transmission, GABAergic; chloride transport. The coding region runs from base 428 to 1795 and encodes 455 amino acids. Gene Ontology annotation, cellular component: GABA-A receptor complex; dendrite membrane; synapse. Lineage: Eukaryota; Metazoa; Chordata; Aves; Passeriformes; Hirundinidae.